UUUUCUUUUUAAUGACUUAAUAUUAAUAUAUAAUUCAUCAUGAGCAUACUUUUGCGAAAAGAUGGCAUUCAUAAAAUUAUUUUUAUGAGAUAAGAAUAAUGAUAAUGAUAUAUAUAAGCAAAAAAAAUCUUAUACAAAUCACAAAUAAAUAAUAUUCAAACAAAAUUUUGAUAUCAUAAAUAAAAUGAGGGAGAGAUAAGAUAGAAACAGCCACCCUUUCCGCAACGUCCUUGGAAGAAUAGGAAGAUGGUUUGGAGAUUUCAAAAAAUGUAACAUCACUUGUACAAUAGAAAAAUGGGUCCAUAAAAAUUUGUAUUCAAUUUUGUAGAUAAUUUUAGGUGUAUUAUAUUUAAUAAUAUAAAUAAAAAAAAUUAUAAUUAAAAAAACUAAAUUUGUAAUCUUUGAUAAUGACGUUGAAUUUACCAAGGUGGGUGGACAAAGGAGAUGAAAUAAAAAAUUGGUGAGGGGAGAGAUUGAGAGUCAGGGAGGGAUUAGGAUAUUUUCGUUUAUAAAUAAAUUUUAAAAUUUAAAUUAAAUUUAGUAAAACUCAAUCAUUUGAAUACGAGAAAAAUGAAGUGGUAGUGAAAAAGAACGAGUAAUUGUUGUCCCUAAGACAUAAAUCGAACAAUUAGAUGAAUAAUAUGUUGGUGUUAAUUCAAUAAAUUAUAAGUUCGAUUAUCACAAAAAUUUAGACAUACCUUAUAAUUUAUUUUUUUUAAGAUAAUUAAGGUUACUAGUAUUAUAAUAACACAAGAAAUCGAGCAACUAAUGGUUCCUAAAUGUCUUGUCCAUGUGUCAAACUCAAUCAAUAUGGCCAGACAUUGACACGUUAUUCAAUGUACCCUCCUAAUUCCUAAAGCCCUUGAGUUUCAUGAAUGUGGCAAAACUUGUUCAGUGAUUCAAGAAUUGAAAUUUAAUCCCACUCUCCAGAUUUGGUAACCCUUCCUCUCCCUUUCUCGUGCUCCUUUCCGUCCCUUCCCUUCUCCUCCUCCCUCGUCAAAGAAACAACCACUUCUUGUCAUUAACCAGAUCUAGAGAGAGAUGGGCAACGGAAAGAUCGAGAUAAAGAGGAUAGAGAAUCCAACGAACAGGCAGGUCACUUACUCCAAGCGAAGAAAUGGUCUCUUCAAGAAAGCCCAAGAGCUCACAGUUCUCUGUGAUGCCAAGAUCUCUCUCCUUAUCUUCUCCAGCAAAGGCAAAUGCAAUGAAUAUAUCAGUCCCAACACCACGACGAAGAAGAUCUAUGAUCAGUACCAGAACACUCUUGGCAUCGACCUAUGGAACACGCACUACGAGAGUAUGCAAGAGCAAUGGAGGAAACUGAAGGAGAUCAACGAUAAACUAAGGAGAGAGACCGGGCAGAGAAAGGGUGGUGAUUUGAUGAGCUAUCUGAGCUUUGAUGAACUGCGUAGACUGGAGCAAAACAUGGCUGCUUCUCUGACGACUAUACGGGACAGAAAGUAUCAUGUGAUCAAGACUCAGACGGAGACUUGCAAGAAGAAGGUGAGGAACUUGGAGGAAAGGUAUGGAGAUCUCCUACUAAAAUAUGAAGCGAAAUGCGAAGAUACCUGGUUCGGAUUGACUGCCGACCACGGCGACUACAACUCUGCGGUUGGAUUUGCAAACGAGGCCUGCAAUCUGUAUGCUCCCCGCCUGCAAGCCGCGGGCCACCCUGACCUUCACCAUGGAGGAGCAUUUUGAGAUCAUUGAAACCGCCGUUUGCUUGGCGCUGAGAUCCUUUGCCUCUCCACAAAAUUCAUUUGCAGUGUGUUUCCUCUACGCUUGGCAUUGAAUGUAGUUACUACCCAGAAUCUUGAUGGUGGUGUAAUAUUUUGCAUUGACGUGGCCCGAGAGUAGAAGUGCUUAAAUAAGAGGUCAUGAGUCCAAGUUUUUAUGUGGAUUGUCUUUUUAUUACGAUGGUGUUACGAUGUUAUUGUAGUAUGGGCCGUUGUCUAUUAUAAGAUUAUUUUAAAUUUAAGGACGAA
Messenger RNA from Diospyros lotus (date-plum), 1985 nucleotides. RefSeq names its product agamous-like MADS-box protein TM6. The record is from RefSeq and is a predicted model, not a curated record. Gene Ontology annotation, biological process: positive regulation of transcription by RNA polymerase II. Gene Ontology annotation, molecular function: DNA-binding transcription factor activity, RNA polymerase II-specific; protein dimerization activity; RNA polymerase II cis-regulatory region sequence-specific DNA binding. NCBI's taxonomy places the organism in Eukaryota, Viridiplantae, Streptophyta, Magnoliopsida, Ericales, Ebenaceae. The transcript has 7 exons. Gene Ontology annotation, cellular component: nucleus. The coding region runs from base 1042 to 1701 and encodes 219 amino acids.